GAGGUGUCGCAACUGCUUGCUCCGACCACAGGCACGGAUAGUGGCCUGCUCUAAAUCCAAAUGUGACCUAUAAAUGGAUAGGAAAAAUAGCCUGUGCCAUCUGCAGAUCGCGGGCUGUGGGGCGGCCUUUUAUUUGAGUUCCUGUCGGGUGUAGUUCUCAAGUAACCGCUGUUAGUCAUUUAAGAGCCAGCAUUGUCACAGCGGCUUAUUAAACCUAAUAGUGAGUUCUGAUUUCCUGUGUGCACUCCAUGUGAUCCCACUGCCACGCAGCUUUAGGGUUACCUAGUCCGUGUUUCUUUCUUCAGUACAGACUUGCCUAGAAAAGCAAUCCUGCAUCCGUCCUCAAAGUGAAGAGCUUAAAUAAGUUCAUUAUUUGUGUGAUUCGCGACAGUCCUGAGAGUUACAGGUUUAACCUGCCAUUUAAACUACCUUUUUUAAUGCCUGAGCUGAAUGCUAUGUUUAAAGCCUCACAUGUUAUUCGUGGUGUUUAAGUUUAAAAUUUCAUACAGACAGACAUUAAAAUUAAAGGGGAAGAUGGUCAAAUGUGCACAUUUUCAAUAGCGUUUAUUCCUUUCUAUAUUAAGUAGUAUGGAUAGGCAGAAAGUACUAGUGAGUCACUCCUCGAUGAACUUUUGUUCUCUUUCUUGUUUGUGUCAACAGAGAUAUCCAAGAAUUACUUGUCGAAGUGGAGUCAUCAUGUCCUUUUGUCCUGGUUUCUGUCCCCUCUUGAGUCUUAGUUAAUGUUCAGCAGUCCUGGGUCAGCUUGGCUGUGAAAUGUAUUGAGAGGUCCCAAAUGGAGAGUAGGGAUUGCCUUUUCACUUUGGCAGGUUUCCUUGAAUUUUCGGACUGAUUUCCUUCAGAAUUGGAGUAUUGUUACCUGCUGGUCAGAAUGGUUAAGUUUUUAUCUUGUUCUAGUGAGAACAGAAGAGACAGGAGUAUCACUAAUGUGCUGUAGCAGGUUUUCAGGUUACAAUGUGGAAAUUACCUGCUAAAUACUGGGUGGCUUUGGUGAUAGUCAUGUAUCCUGUGUUCAAGAAUUCUUACAACAUGUUGCUUGGGAAAUAAAAACCCCCCCACAGAUGGUAUGUCUUGUAAAAUGAGUAAUGCUUUGACUUCUCUUUUGAAACUAAAUGCUAGAUUAUGAUUAGCCAUUUUCUGCCUCUUGAGUGCUCCAGAGGACAGCAGAGCUGUACUUCCUGUCACGUUGGGGGUUUCAUCAUGCUCAGCUCUGGCUUGUCCAAUUCAGGUGUGGUGCUGUGGGUUGGUCACAGCAGCAUGGGAAGGUUUUUUCCCAACGCCUGCCUCUGGUGGAGCUGCCUUGCUGAAGGGCUUUGCUGUGCUGCCUUAAGCAGAGGCUUUUAUUUGUUCUGUCCUUGGAUUGAAGGAGUGAAGUCCUGGUUUAUAUCGGCUGCAAGUGCUGUUUGUAGGUCAGAAGAAGCACUGAAGUGAAGAGACUUGCCCCUGUUCUGUUGGGCUGUUGGAUCCUAAGGACCUGCCGCUAUCCAGAAGAAUCCUGAGUAAUCUCAGAGGUGAAGUUCAGCUUCCUUUUUACUAUGUGGAGCCCACAUUAGUUGUUAAAACAGCUGCUUCUUUGGAGGGCAUCUAGGCUAAAAGCCGUGUAAAAUGAGCAGUGUUACAGUGGAGCUUUGUGGCAGUUUUUAUAUCAUCAGGUCUAGAAGGGCUACUAAAACAGAUCUGAAUAUUGCUGAAUCUUAUGCAUGAAGGCUGAAGAUUAAUAGCGCCUCUCUUGUUCUAAGAGUCUUGAAUAUAUUUUAACUGCAAAGCCACAAAGACACAGUCUUCCCCUUCAGAGUAUGAGACAGGAAACUUCUUGUGUCAGAGGUGUCUCCUACAACUAAGAGAAUCACCAAGAAACUCCCUCUUUGAAGUUUGGUGCUCAAGUUGCACUCAGAAACUUCACAUGUGACCUAGGAAAGUGCUGUGGUGGCACAGGGAUCUCUGUCAUCAGUCCCUGCUGUUCAGCAGUAUGGCCAUCACACAGAACAAGGUCUAAAAUUCAUUUUUAAAUUGUUUCAGCUUCCAGCUGCAGUUACAGAGGUCUGUAGGAGCAUUUAGGUAAAUGACUGCCUUCUUCCUUCUCUAGAAAGGUAAGGUUUGAGGUGAAAAAGCACAACUAAACUUGAGUUUCUGGACAAGUUUGGGAGCUAAUCCAGGAGGCAGUAGUUUGCUGUAUCUUGCAGAAUUUGACUUGUCUCAGAAAUGCUAGAUGAGGCCAUAGUUGUAAUUUGUUUUCCAUUACUACUUUUCCUGCCCUGGUGAGGUAAAAUUGUGUUUCUGGUAUGUAGAGAGGGAAGGGACGAUGACACAUGGACAGACAGGACAGGCUGCUUUGUGUAACACAUCUGAGCUGUGGAAAACACUGAUAGCUGUGACUGAAAACUGUCCAAGAAGACUUAGGUAGCUUUCUUGCAGAAGGCUUACUUAAGGUGGCCUUGAUAGAUAAAAGGAACUGCUGGAAACUUGCCUGUGAUGACAAAAUGGAGGAGUAUUGACUAACAGAGCAGUGUUUGAACUCGGGUGGUUUUUACUGUGCUCAUUUUUUUCUCUUGCAAGUAACUGAAAACUGUAAUGGUGUCCAGAGUGCUUGGAGACUCUCCAUUUAAGGACUUGUCUUCUGAACCAGCCUUUUCUGGAUGUUGCUUCUUGAAGGUGGCUGUUUGCUUUCUCUGAAAACUGAAUCCUUACAGUUCACACUGCUGGGAAAUUCUGUCCUUUGUUAGGAUGUAGGCAAGUAAAACCACUGGCAGCUGUAGCCACCCUUUGCAGUUCCAGAUCCUUUACGGGAAGGAUGCAGAAGUUUAACGUGGAAAUACUGGUGAAGAGAAAAAGAAGCUUCAGGCAAACUCUGUUUGGAUGUGUUUAAGGUAUCUGAGGAUGGAGCAGCAUGCUUUGUGAUCACGUUUGUAUGGCAGCUGUAACCUUCCACUGCUUUGAGCUUGGUAGGGGAACAGGGGCCUCUGAAGAUAGAAGUUUUUAAAUUAAUCUCAGUCUAGAAGGAUCCUUGCACAGAGAUUGGUGUUUGACUUUAGAUUUCUGCUUCAGUUUGUGUAAUCUUUACCACUUUGUAUAGCAGAGGAAGAGAAACUUCCUCUGCUAUACAGAGGUUUUCCUUUUGAAGGGCAGUUAAAAAGGAAAGAACUCUGAAUCAGAUUUAAAACUUCUUUUUUGACAUUCCUUUGGGGCAGUGAGGAGUGAGCUUUUGUCCCUCGUGCAGCUCCUGACCCAGACUGGCAGAAGGACAGACUUGCUGUAGAUUGCCAUUAAUCUUUGUAUAAAAGCUCCCCCACUGUGUAUCUGAAGCAUAUAUACAUAUUUAAAAUUCAGAGACCCCAUCUUGCAAACGAAAAGCAGCAUCCACUCUGGUGCCUGAGCCCAGCUCCUGCAGUUGGCUGUGCCUGUGUUUUUCCUGUUUUGCAGUGUCAACGCGGUUGCUAUGAACACAGGCAUAAACAAUGGCACAGUGAGUGCCAGCUGCUGCCAGCAGAGCAAGCACUGCUCAGCCCUGGUGUCCUCAGAAGAAAUCUUGAACACUGAAAGGAAGCAGAGAAGACCGACCCAGUUACAUGAAAUCAAGUCAAUCUCUUUAAGUGCUCCAACCACCAGUUGUUUUAAUUUUGUUUAGCUGUGUCUAAAGUCUUGUUGCAGCUGUUCACUCCAGAACCUCAUUUUUGAGGGCAAAAACCAUCAUCUGGUCCCGCUGGAAGUUAGCUGUGAGGUUACAGAGCUAACGCGCUAGAGUAUGUACCUCUUGUAUUUUAAAUUCUCAGCCAUCUCCUGUGGUUGGAAUAACCACUUCUGUGCAGAAGAGAAAAGAACUGUUUUGAGGGAGGAGUGGAUAAAAAGCCACAGUAAAUUUAUGAAACGUUAAGGCACUUUACAAAUUCCUAAAUAACAAUUCACUUUUAGAUGCACAUUCUGUAUUUAAGAGCUAAAUGUCAGGAUGCUAAUUCUGGUUCCUUCUGGAGGUCAUGUGUUCUACUGCUCCUGUAGUGGCUUUCUUCAAGACUCAACUUGUGGGAUGUUCCUGUAAUCUGGGAUGCUGGAGGUCUGGGAGGAGGGGAAUCAUUCUGUGACACGAAUAAACUGCAGGGUUACAGGAGGAUUACCUUGAAGGGGGGAUCAGGUAAACUGCCAAACAUGCCAGAUAAUGAUUCUACUUCUGUUGGGUAGAGAAUAACAAAUUGGGAGAGAGUAUGUGAGGUAAUUAAAUAUCAGGAGACUUGAUCAAAACAAAGCUUGACAUGCAUAUUUUUAGACCGGUGUACUUUAAACUUGUCUUCAGGCACGCUUUAAAAAAGACUGCAGUUUAAUUGUGUAACUUUCUCAUUCUUCUCUCUCUGGUUCUGGAAGUGUUGUGUGAGUGUGCUGCAGCUCGGGGGGUGUGGCAGUGUGAGCACAGAGUGGUGACUGUGCAGGCUGGCUCUGCUCAUGCAGGACUGACCUGCCUUCCCAGUAUGGGCAAAGCAGGGAUUGUGCAGUUGGACAUUCUUAUGCUUCCAGAGCAUUCUAAGGAUGUUUUUCCCAGUUAGCCUUCGAUGUAGUUGGCAAGUGUCUGCUUUCUUAACAUAUUAAAUCAUUUCUUUCAUGUGUACCUGGAUGGAAUAUGCAUCCUGAGCUAUAGGUUAAUUACAAAGUAUAGUUUUGCUUUUCAGAGUUAAACUGCUGUUCAGAUCAUAAAAGACCUAAAGUCUUCAAAUGUUAAGCUAAAGGGCUUUUCAGUGCUUCAGGUUUAAUACAUAGAACGUCUUCUUACACUUCAGUCAGCAGAGGUAGUAGCUGCCAGGCAGAUCAUUCAAGAGAAAAUGUAACGACUACAAGGCGGAAAUAACUUGUAGAGAUUAAGUAACUGGCUUUUGAGUUUAACUCUCAGCAGUAAGGAAGGAGGUGCUUUACUGAAAGGGAUAAUGGCAUUAAGGCUGCUACUACAAUAAUUAAAGGGAUUUCCCUCUCUUUUUCCCUCUGCCUGAACAUUUGUAAGUUCUUGAAGUAAAGAGUGGCUACAAAAUAAUUAGAGGGAAAGUUACAUGGCACACUGUCUGUUCAAAGCAAAGUGGAGGCAAACUUUUAUCCCCUGCAGUGGUUUGUGUGGUCAUGAUCAGGCACUGUACAAGAAAGUAUUGACUUAACUGGAAGCCCUUUGUGGUUUCCAUUGCCGUUGCUGAGAGGCUGGGAGACUCUCUCAUUUUAAUGUAGCCUUUGGCUGGGGGAGCAGAAAGUGCUCAGAAAUGUCUUUUUUGUUCAGACAGGUGAUCUGCAGCCAUGAGCAGCAACGAGUGCUUCAAGUGUGGCCGUACUGGCCACUGGGCCCGGGAGUGCCCCACUGGGAUGGGCCGUGGCCGUGGGAUGAGGAGCCGUGGCAGAGCAGGCUUCCAGUUCAUGUCUUCGUCUCUGCCGGAUAUCUGUUACCGCUGUGGUGAGUCUGGCCAUCUUGCCAAGGACUGUGACCUUCAGGAGGAUGAAGCCUGCUAUAACUGCGGUAGAGGUGGCCACAUUGCGAAGGACUGCAAGGAGCCCAAGAGGGAGAGGGAGCAGUGCUGCUACAACUGUGGCAAGCCCGGCCACCUGGCCCGCGACUGCGACCACGCAGACGAGCAGAAGUGCUAUUCUUGUGGAGAGUUUGGGCACAUUCAAAAAGACUGCACCAAAGUGAAAUGCUAUAGGUGUGGUGAAACUGGCCAUGUAGCCAUCAACUGCAGCAAGACCAGCGAAGUCAACUGCUACCGCUGCGGCGAGUCAGGGCACCUUGCACGGGAAUGCACAAUUGAAGCUACAGCCUAAUUAUUUUCCUUUGUCGCCCCUCCUUUUUCUGAUUGAUGGUUGUAUUAUUUUUCUCUGAAUCCUCUUCACUGGCCAAAGGUUGGCAGAUAGAGGCUACUCCCAGGCCAGUGAGCUUUACUUGCCGUGUUAAAGGAGGAAAGGGGUGGAAAAAUCAACUUUCUGCAUUUAACUACAAAAAUGUUUAUGUUUAGUUUGGUAGAGGUGUUAUGUAUAAUGCUUUGUUAAAGAACCCCCUUUCCGUGCCACUGGUGAAUAGGGAUUGAUGAGUGGGAAGAGUUGAGUCAGACCAGCAAAAACCCUCUCUGGGUUACAGGGAAGUGAUCCUAUGCAGGAGGAAAGAAAUUCUGGAAGUGUCUAAACUUCCUCAUAACUUUUAUUUUAUUACAAUGGCCUUGGAUUGUCUGACCUCAGUAGCUGUUAACACCAAGUGAUAUCUGCAUCAGGCCCUACCUAGAGCAUAUAGCUGAGUGGGAGUAAACAAACAAGAUGCACAUGCCUGUUAAUGGCCAUGAGAGAGAGAGAGAGAGAAAUCUGAAAUAAAUCUAAAAGUAACAGUAAUUCAGUCAGUGAAUGUUAAUGUUGGAGAUACAGAACGCAAUGGGAAGCUUUUGAAUAAAUAUCUCAAAGUCAAUCUGAAACCCAGACAUCAGUGCUCAUAGCAUAAACAAUUUGGAGCUAUUCAGGAGUUGCAAAUAAAUGCAUUUUCACAGAAAUCAAGAUGUUAUUUUUGUAUACUAUAUCACUUAGACAACUGAGUUUCAUUUGCUUGUAAUCGGUUUUUAAAGUAAGAUGGUAAGAGCAAUUGAAGUCCUAGAACAUAGAAAAUGUAAUUUUAAACUAUCAAUAAAGCUGGAGGAGGAAGGGGA
This is a messenger RNA of Sturnus vulgaris (Common starling), 6665 nucleotides long. NCBI's taxonomy places the organism in Eukaryota, Metazoa, Chordata, Aves, Passeriformes, Sturnidae. The record is from RefSeq and is a predicted model, not a curated record.